Messenger RNA from Zymoseptoria tritici IPO323, 1977 nucleotides. RefSeq lists its product as uncharacterized. Bases 199 to 1977 code for a protein of 592 amino acids. The transcript has 6 exons. The record is from RefSeq and is a predicted model, not a curated record. NCBI's taxonomy places the organism in Eukaryota, Fungi, Ascomycota, Dothideomycetes, Mycosphaerellales, Mycosphaerellaceae.
AUAGCUGUCCGUUUCUACUAUUCACCGACUGCUGCAUGCUGUGCGACCUCUGAAAAUAUCUUUCACUCUCCUUCGGUCGCAACCCGGACACGUUUUUAAUCUCGGUCCAUUCAAACCGUAGACAGGAGCUGGUUGCCCCGCGUGUCACUGGCAACGAUACAGAGCUUCAAGGGACCUGGUCCAUAUCUGCAUUCCACGAUGUCUUCGGCCCUGAAGCGGCUAUCUUCCCUGGCCUCGCAUUUCGCGCCGUCCUCGAGCUCUCCCACCGUUGCGGACAACUCAAAGGACGAAUUCAUUCAUUCCUUUCAUACCCAUCAACUUAGUCCGACACUUUUCUUGCCCAGAGCUGCGAGUAUCGAACCAGAAGCCAUUGCCGUGUACCACAAGACUGCGAACGAGAAGACGCUCCGAAGGACAUAUCAGCAGACCGCCGACAGAGCCAGAGGUCUGGCAUAUUAUCUCAAAAAGCAUGGCUUCAAGCGAGUUGGCAUUCUGUGUACCAAUACUCCUGCAUUUCUUGAAUCGAUUUACGGGAUUGGUGCAGCCGCAGCGGUGAACGUCGCAAUCAACUACAGACUCAAGGAGGACGAUAUCACGUACAUCUUCGACCACGCUGAAGUUGACAUGAUCAUUGUUGACGCCGAAUUCCAACAUCUACUCAAUGGCUUCCGCAAACUCCAUCCAAAGGUCCCAUUCAUCAUCGAUACUGACACUGAUCAAGACACUGGACCAUAUGAUCAGGCUGUCUUGGAAGGCUUACAGGAGGACGAACGGAACGGAGGCCAUGGAUGGGCACGGCUCGAAACCGAGGUCGCCCAAGAGGACAGCAUGCUGGCGAUCGCAUAUACUUCCGGAACCACGUCACGGCCGAAGGGUGUAGAGUACACGCAUCGAUCAGCUUACCUCGCAUCUGUGGGUAAUGUCAUCGAAAGUGCCCUGAACACGCAUUCCUCAAAGGCUACGAGAUGCCAUUACUUGUGGACGCUCCCGAUGUUUCAUGCCAUGGGCUGGACAUUCCCGUGGGCAGUGACCGCCGUGAGAGGAACGCACUACUGCCUGCGCAAGAUCGAAUACCCUUACAUCUGGAAGCUGCUCAAAGAGGAGCACAUCAGCCACUUCAACGCCGCACCAACCGUCAACACCCUCCUCUGCGCGGAUCCCAAUGCAGAGAAGCUUGAGGACCCCGUCCGGGUGACCGUCGCCGCAUCGCCUCCGACCGCCCACCUCUUCGAAACAAUGGAGAACCUCAACCUACGUCCCGUCCACGUCUACGGUUUGACGGAGACCUACGGACCUAUCACCAAGGGCUAUCAGCUGCCAGAAUGGGACAACCUGGACGUCAAGGAGAAGUACGCCAAGAUGGCGAGGCAAGGUCAUGGAUCUGUUGUCUCACUCCCCGCGCGUGUGAUCAAGACCAAGAUGGACGAGUCCGGUGCGUGGGAGAACACUGACAAGAUCGAGAAUGUGGCCAAAGACGGGAAAGAAAUCGGUGAGAUCGUCUUCGUCGGCAACAUUUGCGCAAAAGGGUACUACAAAGACCCGGCUGCUACACGAAAGCUGUUCGCAGGCGGCGUGCAGCAUUCGGGUGACCUGGCGGUCUGGCAUCCAGACGGCUCGAUCCAGAUCCUCGAUCGCGCAAAGGACAUUAUCAUCAGCGGCGGCGAGAACAUAUCCUCUGUCGCGCUGGAGGGAAUGCUCGUCACGCACCCGGACGUUCUCGAAGCGGCGUGCGUGGCCGUCAAGGACGAGCAGUGGGGCGAGCGACCCAAGGCUUUCAUCACGGUCAAGUCGGGCAAGCAGGGAAGCAUCACGGGUGAGGAGAUUAUCUCGUGGGCGAAGAAUAAGAGUGGUAUUAGUCGGUUCAUGGUGCCGAGGGAGGUGGAAAUUCUGGAGGAGUUACCGAAAACUAGUACCGGCAAGUUGAGGAAGAACGUGCUCAGAGAUUGGGCGAAGGGUGCUGAGAGAGAUAUGAGUUAG